AUGAAGUUUUUCGCAGUACUGAUCUUCUGCUUGGCAGCUGCCACCGCCAUCCCUAUUGAGGAAGAUGUGCGCGGACGUGAGCACAUUCCCAAUGAGGAAAUCGGAGAGGAACAUAUGCCCAACGAGGAAGUAGGCGAAGAGCAUAUUCCCAGCGAGGAGGAAGGUCUUCCGGAGAACUGGCAGCUGGUCCCGGACGGUGAUGGUCGCCUGCAUCUCGUCAACACUGACCCCUUCAACCUGGGAAGCCAGGAUGUUCCGGAGCCUCUUUUCAACGCCGACACCGACACGGUCUUCUUGCUGUUCACCCGUAACAACCGCAACAGUGGACAUCGCAUUACCCCUGGCAAUGCUGGAACCCUUGGACCGCACUGGAACGGUGGCCGCCAGACCCGCUUCAUCAUCCACGGAUGGAACAACAAUGAAGGUUCGGAGGUGAACGUUGCCAUUCGCAACGCCUACCUGGAUCGUGCUGAUCUCAACGUGAUCGUGGUGGGCUGGGGUGGUGGUGCUCAGAACCCGAACUACGUUACGUCCCGUAAUCACAUCAAUGCUGUCGGAGCUGCCGUCGCCCGUUUCAUCGACUUCCUUAACCAGAGCGGAGGCUUGGCUUUCAACAAUGUCUACGUCACUGGACACAGUCUCGGAGGCCACACUGCCGGUAUUGUCGGCAAGCGUGUGACUCGUGGACGCCUGAACUCGGUCAUCGCCCUGGAUCCGGCGCUGCCGCUGUUCUCCAUCAACGAUCCGGGCAACCGUGUCGCUUCGGGAGAUGCCAACUACGUGGAGGUCAUCCACACCAACGGUGGUCUGCUCGGUUUCGAUCUGCCAAUCGGUCAGGCUGAUUUCUACCCCAACGGAGGCCGUAGUCAGCCCGGAUGUGGUGUCGAUCUGGCUGGUACCUGUGCGCAUAGCCGUGCUCAUCAGUUCUUCGCGGAGUCCGUUCGCCCAGCUCAGAGUGGAUUCAACUCGGUCCGUUGUGCUAACUACGACCAGAUUCUGAACAACAACUGUGUGUCCUCUGGUGCUAAUGCUCGUAUGGGUGGAGAGCCUUCCAACAUUGGCCGUGGUGUCAAUGGUGUGUACCACCUUACGACCAAUGCCAACGCUCCGUUUGCGCGAGGCUAA
Molecule: messenger RNA, 1125 nt
Organism: Anopheles coustani
Lineage: Eukaryota; Metazoa; Arthropoda; Insecta; Diptera; Culicidae
Product: phospholipase A1 VesT1.02-like
Exons: 2
Coding region: 1-1125 (374 amino acids)
Biological process (GO): lipid metabolic process
Molecular function (GO): lipase activity
Source: RefSeq, a predicted model, not a curated record